Symbiodinium sp. CCMP2592 is the source of this 1486-nucleotide messenger RNA. NCBI's taxonomy places the organism in Eukaryota, Dinophyceae, Suessiales, Symbiodiniaceae. The record is from the annotation of a GenBank genome assembly.
AUGGCAUCUGGAGCAUUGACGUUGGCCUUUGCUUGUGGAGCCUUGGCUGUGGCCAUGGUCCUGGGAAAGGACACUCCCGCAGCAGCCGCUGCGCAGCAGCCCCUGAUCGGACCUUUGCCCGCGAUGCCUCACGAUGAUGAAGACUACAAGUGGAUGGAGCACCCUGGCCUGGUCCACAUGCCCACGAAGCGUCACCUCGGGGAGCUGCUGAACGCCAUCAAGGACAUUUAUCCGGAUGGCGCAGAUCGAGAGGUCUGGGACCAGGUGAAGUACCUCGACAUCGACCACUCGGAUCCAGACAAUCUCAAGUUCGACUACAACAUGAAGCUCUUCAAGAACGCUACGGAUGCCCACGCGAGGAAGCUCCAGCAGAACAUUGAGCAGGUGCCGCCCGAUGACGUCGGAAAGCUGGACGUCAUGCGGCAGAUGCUUUGGGCCCUUUGUGGCAUUGAUGCAUUUCAGAUCCUGUCGAGUAUCGGGCAGAUCGUCACGAACAUCCGCACUGUGACGGUUGCUUGCAAGAGUCCGUACCCCAUGGAUGCCGCCCAGCAGGAUUUCUGCGCAGCCAUGGUCCAACUGAACCUGGCGAUUUGGGGCUACAUCGCCAUCUACAUCGAGGAUAUGGUCAGCUCUUGCGGUCCAACGUUCAACGUCCAAGCCGGCUGCGCCAUCGACAUGACCGGCUUCAUGGCGAAUGCUGCCCUGGUUGGUGCAGCCGGAGCCAACAUGAGGUCCAGCUGCCUUCCCAGACAUGGCUACUGGGAGGAAAGAAUUGCAAAGAUCGAAGGAGGUGGUUUCCCUGGUGCCGUCUCGGCUACAACAGUGACGCGCGGCCAGCAGUUCUUCGGACCUGGAAGCUUCACUGCCGCACAACUUGAGAAGAUCAACAAGGAGAUCCGAGAGACGCGAGAUGAGAGGAUCCGGCAGAACGACAAGUUCAGGUCUCAAUCUUCGGCUGGCCGUGGCUUCCGACGCCUGGAGGAGUUGACGGGCGAACUGGCGGCCGGACUGGCGACGCUCCCUGCCGACCCUGCCGCGUCCCAACAGGCCAAAGCUAUGUCCGACGUGGAAGCGAUGAAGACCGGGGCAGCCGACGCACUGGAAAAGAUCGCCGAUGCCAGCGACCCCGACGACAAGGAGUUCAUCGACGAUAAAGUGAAGCAUGCAGCAGACAGGAUGGGCCUGACCUCGGAUGAGAUCAUUGCCCACAAGAAGAAAGAAACUGAGAAGACGUGGAAGCAUGUGCAGUGCGGAUUUGAUUUGAGCAAAGCAGUCGCACGUCUGGCGCAGCUGGGCACGCUGAUUGCCAUGUCCACCAAGGACUGUGGCGCCUACAACUUCGAAGUCAAUGGCCAUCAAGGAAAGACGAAGUGCGCUAUCGAUGUCACGGGUGCCAUCGCUUCGGCAGGCAUCGCCGCGAGCAUGAUCACCCUUAGCGUCAUCAACUGCCCUGGGGCAGUCGACUUUACCAGGGCCAUGGGCGAGC